This is a messenger RNA of Marmota flaviventris (yellow-bellied marmot), 2175 nucleotides long. The record is from RefSeq and is a predicted model, not a curated record. NCBI's taxonomy places the organism in Eukaryota, Metazoa, Chordata, Mammalia, Rodentia, Sciuridae.
AUGACCUCGCGACUGUGGCUCUGGUGCUUCUGCGCUUGGGUGGCCGCCAGCUGGCCGCCAGGAAGCGCCCUACAGCUCCAGCCAGGCAUGCCCAAUGUUUGUGAAGAACAGCUGGUGACUGUGGUGGGACUGGCGCACCCCUGUGUUCGGGCCUUCACACACACCGUCAGGCUCUGGAAACAAGGCUGUACCGGCCCACCCUGGUGCAUGGGUUAUGAAAGAAGGACUCGGUACUAUACCAUCUACAGGCAGGUAUACAACAGGGAGCAGCAGACAGUCUACAGGUGCUGCCCUGGUUGGAGCCGAUGGGAUGAUGAACCCGGCUGCCUACACUCUAUCUCUGCUAUGGGAACUCAUUUCAACAGUAGGAAAUGCUCAGAUGGUGAAGUCCAGAACUGCCAGUGUUCACAGGGAUUUCACGGACCCCACUGUCAAUAUGAUAUAAAUGAAUGUACUAUUGACAAUGGUGGCUGUCAGGACCAGUGCUGUAAUACAAUUGGCAGUUAUUAUUGCAAAUGUCAAGCUGGCCAGCAGCUGGAAGAAGAUGGCAGAGGAUGUGAAGAUGUCGAUGAAUGUGCGGUGGUGAAUGGAGGCUGCCAGCAGCGCUGUAUUAACACUCUGGGCACCUUCCACUGUGAAUGUGAUACGGGAUACAGACUCCAUGCUGAUGCACGCACCUGCAUAAAGAUGGACCCCUGCAUAGGUGGGAAUGGAUGUGCUCACAUGUGUCAGAGUGAGAAUGGCGUGGCCAGGUGUGCCUGCCACCCAGGGUACCAGCUGUCUGAAGACAAAAAGGCCUGUGCAGAUAUAAAUGAGUGCACCGAAGGGCUUGCUCACUGUGGUCAUCGCUGUGUGAACUCAGUGGGGUCUUUCACUUGUGCCUGCGACCCUGGCUUUGAGCUGGGAGCUGAUGGACAUCAGUGUUACAGAAUUGAAUUGGAAAUUGUCAAUAGCUGUGAAAAGAACAAUGGUGGCUGUUCCCAUCACUGUGAACAUGCAAUUGGUGGGCCCCUUUGUUCCUGUAACCAUGGACACCAGCUUGAUUUGGAUGAGAAAACGUGCAUAGAUCUCGAUGAGUGUGAGAACGGAGAGGCCUGCUGUGCCCAGCUCUGCACCAACUAUUUAGGAGGCUACGAAUGCCAUUGUCAGGAAGGCUUUCAGAUCAGUCUGGACGGUUGUGGAUGUGAUGCUUUAGAUGAUGACGAGCUGGAGGGUGAAGAAGAGGAAUUAGAAAUUGUGAGGUUUCCAGGACUUCAACUCCAGAGCCCACCUCAGCUGGGUCAUUAUGUUGCUACCGCCCUGGUUGCCUCUAAUGAAGAUGAGGAAGAUGAGGGAGAAGAGGAAGAGGAUUUCCAGGAAUUAACUGCUUUGCACAAAGUUGCUUGUGCCCCAGGGACAAAUGGGAAAGAGUGUGACAGCAUCUGCAAGUGUCAGAAUGGAGGCACCUGUGAUCUUCUGACUGGACAGUGCCAGUGCCCCCCAGGGGUUCAUGGGAAGACUUGUGAAGAUGGAUGCCCAAAAGGGUUCUUUGGGAAAAACUGCAGAAGAAAAUGUAACUGUGCCAACAACGGCCAUUGCCACAGGAUGUUUGGUUCCUGUAUGUGUGAGGCAGGGCGCUAUGGGAGAUUUUGUCAUCUGAACUGUCCCAAGGGGGCCUACGGAGCUGGCUGCUCUUUGGAAUGUCAGUGUGUGGAGGAGAACACCCUGGAAUGCAGUGCCAAAAAUGGUAGUUGCACCUGCAAAUCUGGUUACCAAGGCAACAGAUGCCAGAAAGCCUGCCCUGAUGGCCUCUGGGGACCAGAAUGCAGGUUCUCCUGUGGACCCUGUGAAAAUGGAGGUCAGUGUGACAAAGAAACUGGAAACUGUACCUGUGCUCCUGGUUACAUGGGAAAAUCCUGCACAAUGUUGAGAUGCAUUUCCCUUACCAAUCUGGUUCUCAGCAGGCGGGCCAGCCUGAUGAAGUAUCAGCAAAAUGUCAGCUCCCACAGAGAAGUGCGACAGAGGCGACACUGAAGCAGUGACAGGCCUUUAAAGAAGCUAUUGUACAAAUUCGGUUUUGAAAUAGGGAUGUGGUUGAGGACGGAUGGGUAUGUCAUUACCAAGGCGUUCAUCUCCCCAUCAUCAGGAGGCAGAGAAGGGAGUCCUGGAGCAGCUGAUGUGCAGACAUUAAGUUGA